Messenger RNA from Drosophila obscura, 2571 nucleotides. RefSeq lists its product as uncharacterized. Gene Ontology annotation, biological process: DNA integration; proteolysis. Lineage: Eukaryota; Metazoa; Arthropoda; Insecta; Diptera; Drosophilidae. Gene Ontology annotation, molecular function: nucleic acid binding; aspartic-type endopeptidase activity. The transcript has 5 exons. The record is from RefSeq and is a predicted model, not a curated record. Bases 1 to 2571 code for a protein of 856 amino acids.
AUGCAGCAUCGAUACGAGCAGACCCGGAAGAGGAUAAUGGGAGACGAGGUGGAAGAGAUCGCUCGAACAGGUUCAGCCAGAACACAGAGAGCUCGGGUCAGGUUCCAGGCACGCCAGAGGAGGAGACGCGGCAUAUGUGCAGCAAUCCGCUCUGCACUGAGCCAGGAUGACCGACCAUUUACGCAAGUGAGCCUGGGCUCGAUGAAACUGAUGGGUUUGCUGGAUACAGGGGCAUCAGUCAGCCUGCUGGGAAGAGGUGGAAAGGAGUUAAUUGACGAAUUAGAACUGAAACUUCAAGAGUCCACGAAAUCCUCAGUACAAACCGCAGGAGGCACGCCUCAUCAAAUCCUGGGUCAUGUGACGGCAUUGAUGACCUACGGAGGCCAGAAGCAUACCAUGGAAUUGUUCCUGUGUCCCUCGCUGAAACAGCCUUUGUACCUGGGAGUCGAUUUCUGGCAGAAAUUUGGACUGGCGCCGCAGAUAGUAAGCCGGGAACAAGGAGAAGAGGUAGCUGAAAUCGAGGCCGAACUGCUGACGAGGAGUAGACCGAUGGAACCCCACGAGUUGACACACUCCCAACAGACACGGCUGGACCAAGUGAAGGAGAAGUUUCGGUCGUUCGAUGCACACGGUCUAGGGAGAACGAAGAUCGAAAAUCACGAGAUACGCCUAGUCGAGGGGGCAGUACCCGUCAAGGAGCGCUUCUAUCCGGUAUCCCCGGCAGUGCAGGAGUUGUUGUUUGCGGAGGUUGAUGAGAUGCUGCGCCUAGGAGUCAUCGAACUCAGCGAAAGUCCGUGGAGCAAUUGGGUGAUGCUAAGCAUCGAAUCGAUCCUGAGCCGGGUGGAGGACACCGUGUUCAUUAGCAGCAUUGACUUGAAGCACGCCUUUUGGCAGAUGGCAGCCCGAAAGUCGAACGUAUACAGCAUUUACGCACAGCAGCUGUGUCGAUUAAUGGACCGCGUGAUUCCCCAGCGAGUACGAAGCCAUGUCUUCGUAUAUUUGGAUGACCUGCUAGUCAUUUCCCGGACGUUCGAGGAACACAUGAAGCUGUUGGAGGAGGUGGCAAAGUGUCUCAAUGAGGCGAAUUUGACAAUCGGGAAAAAGAAGUCGAGUGUGAUGCGAGCCACGUGGGGAUUGGAGCAAGAUUCAUCCACAAGUAUGAAUUACAGCGUUCCUGAAAAAGAGUGUUUAGCUGCGGUGAAGGCAAUAGAGAAGUUCCGGGCUUACGUAGAGCUGAUGCCAUUCACGGUGAUAACGGAUCACGCAAGCUUGCAGUGGCUGAUGAAGUUCAAGGCGCUGGAUGGGAGACUAGCUAGAUGGUCAUUAGCUCUCCAGGCGUAUGAUUUCGAGAUAGAGCACCCCAAGGGGAAGGACAACGUAGUCGCGGAUAUGCUGUCCCGUCCGUUUGACGUAGAGGCGAUCGACUUCCUGGACUUCGACACCACAGCAUUCGAAGCCGAGGAAUACCAGGGGAGGAUAGAGACAGUUCAGCAGGAUAGGGACAACUUUCCAGACCUGAAGGUGGAGGAUGGCCUGCUGUUUAGGCGUACACAAUUUGCCCGGCCAGAGUUGGAGGAGUUCCAGUGGAAGCUGUGGAUUCCAGAAGCACUGACGAACACGCUGAUCCAGGAGGCACACGAUAGCGACGUGGCAAUGCAUGGAGGUAUCGCGAGGACACUGGGACGCCUGCGGCAGUAUUACUAUUGGCCCCGUAUGACAGUACAGGUGAAGGCGUACGUGACCGGCUGUGAAACCUGUAGGGAGACAAAGCACUCAACGCAGAUUAAACGUCCACUCAUGGGGGCGGAAACAGUAACCGAGAGGCCGAUCCAAAAGCUUUAUCUUGAUUUUUUGGGUCCAUAUCCUAGAACGAGAAGCGGGAAUGUGGUCAUACUGAUAGUCCUCGACCACAUGACGAAAUAUGUUUGGCUAAAAGCCAUGUCGAAGGCCACUUCCGCAGUCGUAAUCCGAUUCCUACGAGAAGAGGUCUUCCCGCAGUUUGGAGUGCCCGAAACGGUACACACCGAUAAUGGCAAGCAGUUUGUGUCGGCGGAAUUCACACAAUUCCUGAACAAGAGGAGCAUUACCCAUAUGAGAUCGGGGAACUAUGCCCCUCAGGCAAACGCAGCAGAACGCGUAAACCAGACAGUCCAGGCAGCCAUCCGGACAUACGUAGGCGACGAUCAUACGCGCUGGGAUGAGAAGCUCACGGAGAUACAGUGUGCGGCCAGGAGUGCGAUACACACAGGCAUCGGCACGUCACCAUACUUCGUGCUGUUCGGACAGCACAUGUUCACCAGCGGGCGGGACUACAAACUAGCACGGAGGCUGGGAGCCCUGAACGAUGCGCAGGUAUCACUCGUGGCAAGACAAGACCAGCAGGAGAUCAUCCGCGAUGAGGUCCGGAAGAAUUCGCAUGAGGCCUACAAGAGAGCGAAGAAACGCCAGGAGACGACGACGGCGCAGGAAGGAGGAGACGACUGCAGCGGACACGGCAGACCCCAGGCCGGAAAGCCACGAGACGAGGACUGCGGGCCGCACGGAUCCGCCCAUCGACAGACGGCAGCCUGA